Molecule: messenger RNA, 1044 nt
Organism: Symbiodinium necroappetens
Lineage: Eukaryota; Dinophyceae; Suessiales; Symbiodiniaceae
Source: the annotation of a GenBank genome assembly
AUGAUGAAAAGCAUAGCUGGUACUUUCUUCCGCGGUUUAACAGGUGUGUUACCCAUCGCCCUGACACUGUGGCUAACCGUCUGGGUGAUCACCACAACCGAGGGGCUCCUGCGCAAACUGUUUGUCUAUAUCCUGCCGGACAAUUUUUAUUUCCCGGGCCUGGGUAUUCUGUUUGCCCUGGGGCUGAUUUUUGUCACCGGCCUGCUGAUGCAGAUGUUUGUGUUCAAGAAACUGUGGGAGUGGUUCGAAGCGUGGCUUGAACGCGUGCCUCUGGUGAAGACCGUGUACCAAUCUGUUAAUGAUUUUUUUGGGUUUUUCUCUUCCAAUGUGUCAGAAAGCGCAUCGAAAGUUGCCUGUAUCGACCUGGGUAAUGGCGCACAGCUGGUGGGUUUUAUUACAGACGAAAGCCUGGAGGCGUUUGCCGACGUUGGGCGGGAUCGUGUGGCUGUUUACGUGCCCAUGAGCUAUCAGAUUGGUGGCUAUACGCUGCUGGUACGCAAAGCUGAGGUCGAGAUUCUGGAUAUUCCUGUUGAACAGGCUAUGCGGUUUGUGCUCACGGAUUCAGUCAUGCGCAUGUUCAUCUUUCUCAGCGUUCUUACGCUUGCACCGUCGGCGUGGGCGGCUGAAUCUUAUGAAUUACCUGUCAGUAUCAAUGAGGUCAUGGUCGCGUUGAUCAAUGAUGCUGCCGAUCCGAUCUGGGUUGCGGCAUGGCACACACCAGAAACAGACGCCGAAUGGCGCUUGCUUGAACACCGGGCAACUCAGCUGCAACUUGGCGGCACGCUGAUCGCUUAUCCUGGUACCGGCGGGUUAGACCACAAGUGGACUGCCAAGCCACCCUGGCGAGCAUGGGCAACUCAACUGAGCGAUGCCAGCGCAGAGGCACUUGCCGCAAUAAAGGCUCGAAAUAUUGAGGCCAUCAGCACCGCCGGAGAUCGGAUUGUUGAAACCUGUGAAGGUUGUCAUCAGGCAUUCAAGAUGGAUUUUCCAACUGGUGGUCAGUACGGUGAGCUUUCGCCGAACGCCGCAGAUCUAGAGGAUUGA